AUGGACGCGCUGCUGUGGCUGCUCUUGGUCGGCUUGGCAGCGCUGUGCACGCUCCCGGCGCUCGCUGCGCUGCGGGCGCGCACGGUGCUCGCGAAUAGCGAAACAAGGGUAGUUGGAGGAAAAACGCCGUGCCAUACGCUCGAUAUCGGCGCUGUGGCGCUGUACGACCUCGGCGUUCUCCGCGUGGCACGCGUGCCGCACGACACGGACCGGCGUACGUGGGCGACGUACGUAGGCGCACUGGGCCACUGGUGGCACCUUGCAUUUUUCGACACGACUGAGCCACACAGCGCACCGUCCGUCGCAUUGGCGCUCGUCGAGGACCGCUCGCAGCACCCUCACCAUUCCAUUGCGCAGCUACAAGAAGAGCUCGACGCGCUCCGCGCACAGAAAAAAUACGACGACCACACGCGCUAUGCACUGCGCCGCGACCUGCGCGCACUGGACGACGCGACGCUCGCCGCAGAACAUGCCCUCUGCGCCGCACGUACGCGCGCAAAAGAGGCGCGCGAUGCGCACGCGCGUGCGCACGCGCGCCUCGAAGAGCGGCGCGCCGCGCUCCUCGAGGCCCAAGAGCGCGUGCACGCCGUGACGGGCGCGGCGGCGCGGCGUGCCUCUAUCGCAUCCGAAUCGCAUGCACGACACACGAGCACGGCACGUGCCAUGGCUGGACGCGCACGCGAAGUGCGCGAAGAGAUCGCGGCACUGAAACGCACGGCAGCAGCGCUGCAGUCGCGCCCGCCGAGCCCGCCGGCGUGGGACGUGGCGAAUCUCUUGCCGUCGAGCUUGCUCUCGACGCACGACGAGGACAGCGCGGAGCCUGUACCCCGCAAACCGACAGGGCUUGGCAUCGACCCGACACUGAGCGUCCCGCCACUGUGCCACUCGCCACUCUCUUCGGUGUCGUGCACGCCCCCGACGCCGCACGGCUCGCUGGAGGGGAGCGACUAUUUGCACGCCGGCUUCCGGCCACGGCGCCUCAACCCGAAUGCCAAGACAUUUGUCGCGGCACGCCUCGGCGCGCGCGCAAGUCUCGGCGACGUGUCCAUGCCGUAG
Messenger RNA from Malassezia japonica, 1056 nucleotides. RefSeq lists its product as uncharacterized. The record is from RefSeq and is a predicted model, not a curated record. The transcript has a single exon. NCBI's taxonomy places the organism in Eukaryota, Fungi, Basidiomycota, Malasseziomycetes, Malasseziales, Malasseziaceae. Bases 1 to 1056 code for a protein of 351 amino acids.